Tarenaya hassleriana is the source of this 1471-nucleotide messenger RNA. RefSeq names its product exopolygalacturonase clone GBGA483-like. Gene Ontology annotation, molecular function: polygalacturonase activity. The record is from RefSeq and is a predicted model, not a curated record. Gene Ontology annotation, biological process: carbohydrate metabolic process. The coding region runs from base 53 to 1273 and encodes 406 amino acids. NCBI's taxonomy places the organism in Eukaryota, Viridiplantae, Streptophyta, Magnoliopsida, Brassicales, Cleomaceae. The transcript has 4 exons.
AGAGGAAAACACAAAACGAAAGGAAGAAGAAAAAGAAAAGAAGGUAAUAAAAAUGGUGGGGUUGCGGAGAACAAGACUGGUGGUGCUGAUAGCAGUGGCACUGGUGGUUAACGCCGUCACAGCUGCCGACGCCGCCGUGGUUAACGUUAGAGCCUUAGGAGCCAAGGGCGAUGGCAGAACCGACGACACAGCGGCGUUUGCGGCUGCAUGGAAGCAAGCGUGCGGAGCCACGGGGAAGAGCACUAUAACGGUGGGAAAGGGAGAGUAUCUGGUGACGAGAAUUGAUUUCAACGGACCGUGCAAAGGCCCUGUCACAGUGGAGCUGCUGGGGAAUCUGAAGGCGCCGGCCGAGGUCACCAAGACCGAAGCUCAUGGCGGAUGGGUCAACUUUGGAAACCUCGUCGACUUCACUCUCAACGGUCACGGCUCUAUCCUCGACGGCCAAGGCGCUCUCGCUUGGAAGAAAAACGACUGCGCCAAGACCGGCAAAUGCAACAACCUCCCCAUUAACGUGAGGUUCACGGGCUUGACGAACUCGAGGAUAAGGAGCAUAACAUCGUCGAACAGCAAGUUGUUCCACAUGAACAUCCUCAACUGCAAGAACAUCACUCUGGAGGACAUCGGCAUAGACGCUCCUCCCGAAAGCCUAAACACCGACGGAAUCCACAUCGGACGCUCCAACGGAGUGAACCUGCUCGGGGCUCACGUCAGGACAGGUGACGACUGUGUCUCCAUCGGAGACGGAAGCGAGAACCUCGUCAUCGAGAACGUGAGAUGCGGCCCUGGACACGGAAUCGCCAUAGGAAGCCUGGGGAGGUAUCCGAACGAGCAGCCGGUGAGAGGGGUCCAUGUGAGGCACUGCACCAUCAGCAACACCAUGAACGGUGUCAGGAUCAAGACAUGGCCUGCCUCCCCCGCCGGUAUUGCCUCCAACUUGCAUUUCGAGGACAUCGUCAUGGAAAACGUCGGAACCCCCAUCCUCGUCGACCAGGAGUACUGCCCUUACAACCACUGCAAGCGCGGGUCGCCGUCGAUGGUGAAGAUUUCGGACGUGAGCUUCAAGAACAUAAGAGGGACAUCGUCGACGAAGACAGCGGUGAAAUUGGUGUGCAGCAAAGGAGUGCCGUGCAGUAAGGUGGAGCUCUCCGACAUAAAUCUGACUUACAACGGCAAAGACGGACCUGCUGUCUCCGAAUGCGCCAACGUCAAGCCCAUUCUCUCCGGCAAGAUCAUCCCCGCCGCCUGCACCGCUCCUCACAAACCCCUUGCUUAAACCCCAAGCAACCUUGCCUGUGGAAUGGGUGAUCUAUCUAAAGUUUUGGCCUCUCUAUAUAUUGAAUGAGAAGAUGCUAAUAAUAUAGAGGAGAAAAUUCUUUUAUUUAUUUAAUAUAAAGUUAAAUGUUCAUUCAUUCUCAUCUUAUGAGUUGCGAAUACAAGAUUGAUAUACUAAUGCAUUUUGCGAUUCUGUGGA